This is a messenger RNA of Acipenser ruthenus (sterlet), 6307 nucleotides long. RefSeq names its product CUE domain-containing protein 1-like. Bases 831 to 2072 code for a protein of 413 amino acids. The record is from RefSeq and is a predicted model, not a curated record. NCBI's taxonomy places the organism in Eukaryota, Metazoa, Chordata, Actinopteri, Acipenseriformes, Acipenseridae. The transcript has 11 exons. Gene Ontology annotation, molecular function: ubiquitin binding.
AAUUUGGGCCCUGAGAGUGAAAGAGGUGAAGUCUCUCAGCCUUGGUUUCGUACAUUUUAGCCAAGACAAACUCAAGUGCUUAGCCACUGCAGCUGCGUUUCCUAUUGCUCUCCACUAGGAAGCUGUGUCGGUCUCCUUUUAUCCCCCCUCGUAGUAACCAAACCAAACAUACAUCUAAUUUCUGCUUCGGGCUGUACAGUUGCUGGCGUUUCGGAUCUCCGACGAAACUUAAGGAAGCACUGUUUCCCCCUCGCAGAGGAUUCGCUUUCGCGCAAGAUCAACACGGGCAGACCCGGAGGAGUUGCAGAUUGGGAAAUGCGGUGGGUUCAAGCGAUCUCCUUCUGGCCGCGCUCCCGCUGAGGAAUCGGAGUACUGAGCUGUUCCUCGGGAGAUGGUGGGCUGGUCCGUAGGCACAAGCAGAAGUCUGGGACACAUCCUACACCUUGACUCUCUGCGAGAUUAACCGUUUAUCUGGGGAAACUCAUGAGUGUGGUGGAACUGUUUGUUUUUUUUAGUUAUCCAGCAAAGUUUGUCAUGUGUUUCUUGAGAGUAUGAUGACUGCAUGUAGAGACAGAUAAUGAUAGACAGGGAUUUAGACAGAAUACCCACUGAGCCGCUUUUCUAGCCCCCCCGCCCCCCCUUAAGAAGACUGUUUGGCGGAUUCACAUUGCAGGUGUGAUGGCAAUCUACACAGCACGAUAGCAAAUAAAAUAAAACCAUAAAAAAACUACUUUUAAGUAAUCAGAUCGGGGGGUGGGGGGGGAGUCACGUUUUCUCACGUGCCGUCCACGAUUCGGAAAUCGAACAUUUUUCCAAAGAGGCUCGUGAAGAUGACCAGCCUGUUCCGCCGGAGCAGCUCGAGAGGGGGCUCUGCGGGGAGCAACGACGGCGCCCCCGGCAACGGCUCCUCCGCCGCGCCGCAGGAUCUCAACAACAGCCGUCCCGCAGCCCGGCCGGUCCGCCGGCUGGAGUUCAACCAGGCCAUGGAGGACUUCAAGAUCAUGUUCCCCAGCGUGGACUCAGACGUGAUCGAGUGCGUGCUGAGGGCUAACAGCGGGGCCGUGGAGGCAACCAUCAACCAGCUGCUGCAGAUGAACAUGGACGGCUACGACGACAGUGACGACUCUGACGACAGCAUCCCGCCAGAGAUUCUGGAGCGCACGCUGGAGCCGGACAGCUCAGACGAGGAGCCUCCUCCCGUCUACUCCCCCCCUGCCUACGACAUGCACAUCUACGACAGGAAGUACCCCGAGGCCCCGCCCAUACCGCCUCCCAGGUACGGGCAGGAAGAGGCGGGGCAUGCCACGGCACUCAGUAGCUACAGUUACAUGUUUGACGCCCAGCCCCCAGCAGGUCCCAGGCCAGCCCGUCGCUACAGGGACUGGAACCCCCCCUUACUGGGCAGCCUGCCAGACGACUUCCUGAGGAUCCUGCCCCAGCAGAGGGGCAGUGUGCAGAACUCUCAGAGCAGCCAACCCCAGGUCCCGGGGGCGGGGUCUACAGUGACUGCAGCAGCGAGGGGCGGGGCUCAGGCAUCGCAGGGCGUGGCCACUGAGCAGGAGCGCAAGCUGAAACAGUACCUGGAUGACGAGAGGAUCGCGCUGUUCCUGCAGAACGAGGAGUUCAUGAGAGAGCUACAGCGCAACAGGGAGUUCCUCCUUGCCUUGGAGAAAGAUCGGCUGAAGUACGAAUCAAAGAAAUCCAAGCCCAGCCAUACCUCGGCCAGCCUGGAGAAUUCUACAGCAGGUGAUCACAGCGCCCCGGGGCCAGUUGAGACCUGCAGCACCGUGUCUGACGAUGCCAUGUUCAGAGACAAGCUCAAGCACAUGGGCAAAUCUACAAGGAAGAAACUGUUUGAAAUAGCGAGAACUUUCUCGGAGAAGACGAAGAUGAGAAAGCCCAAGAGGAAAACAUUGCUGAAGCAUCAGGCCCUGGGGACAGCGGCCUCUACAACAAACCUGCUGGAUGACGUGGAAGGAAACUCCUGUGAUGAUGAUGUGCAGGGCAGGAGAGUGCCGGCUCAUGAAGAGGAGGAGGAGGAGGAAGAGGGGCGCAGGGAGCCUCCGUCAUGAUCCCCAAGGCCAGGUCUCCUGGGUUUCUAUUGCUGUGUGGAGCCGACCUGACUGAUCUGGAGCCGGACACAUGAAGGCAGCUGGCUCACUUUCCUUCCUUUCUUCAGUGCUUUCCUGUUCUCUGCAGUUUUUUAACAAGGCACAGUUUAAUACCGGUUGGGGGGGGACAGAAAACCAGUACCUCAUACUAAAGACUGCUUCAGUGUUUUAAUAGAGCCGUUUACAUCCCUUCUAAAUGUAUACAGAACUUGAGUUGACUUCUUCUGUAUUUAAUACCAUGAUGUUGUCAUCAUUCGUUCAAGUUUCUACAAUUUACUGUUUAAAAAAAUAAUGUUGUACAGGUAUUGCAUUUUACACAACAGAGUUCCUUGCUGUGUUUUGUACGCUAGUGGCAUUCUUAGAGCAGAAUGCCUAUUCUGUUUCAAAGUUCUAUCACAGGCAUUAAUUCUGGAACACACAGUGUGGUUCACCUGGGGAAUAUUCUGAACACAGAAAAACUGCAAGUGGAGCAUCAUGAUCUGAGUGUAGGGAGAGCCCUGAAUACCCUGUGCUGUUAACAAGAAUGGGGUCCCAGGUCCCUGUGCUCUGUACUGUAGCAAUACCUGUUCACUGACCAGGUCUGCUUCGACACCUGUAAUAUCAGCAUAACACCCACCUCUGCAUGCUGUUUUUAAAAAGAGAUGGACCUACCGAUAUGUCAGUAUUAGUAUUAUCAUCAUUAUUAUUAUUAUUAUUAUUAUUAUUAUUAUUAUUAUUAUUAUUAUUAUUAUUAGAGCAGAAAUUAAUAAUGGACAAAAACUAGUGGCUGUAAAUUGCGUAGGAAAAAAAAAUGGUAUUGUGUUGAUCUUGUCCAACAUGCUUCUAAAUGAGCAGAGAUUUAUUUUUCAUUCUUGUGAUCAUGCAUGCGGUGAUGUAUAUGGAAAUCUUACAGAACGUGGUGUUUGAAUAGGAAUUGGGUGGGGAAGGGGAGUGAAGCGCAUUCUCCCACUGAAAGAGCUAAACCAUGUGUUCUCUAGGUCUUUCCUGUUCCAAUAACAGUGUCUGGUGCGCAUUUGUAAGCACGCAGUAUAGAGGGCUAAGGAAACUCUGCACAUUGUAUCAAUGUCGUGAACAUGAUCAGGUGUCGGUUUGUUUUUUGUGUGACAUACAGUAGAUUUAAAAAGGUGACUGAUAGUACUAAUUACAAUGUAUUGGUGUGAAUAAUUGGCAAGGAGCAGAAAUAGCUCUAACAAUGUUUGGUAUUGCUAUACUCCGUUCAGUUGGUCAGAACCAUGAAUUCACUGUUUUUAUAUUUUUACUGUUUCCCCGAUUUUCAGGAUGCCACAGCGGUGUUUUAAUGCUAACCUGAAUCUUUAAUUAAAAAGCAUCUACAGUGAAAAGGAUAUCCGAAUGUUUUGCAUGUUCGUUAUUCAUAUGGAAGCAUGGUCCUACACAUUUUUGUUUGUUUGUUUCAACAUUGUGUAAAUGAGCCUCCACAUCCACGUGCAGAUAGUACCAGAUCUCUCAGGGAUUUUCAACACAAAUUCCCCUUUGUCUUGCUGCUUUUCAUUACUUAACCAGGCCUGGGAAAUAAACCAGACUGGAGUUUAGAUCAAUGAAGCUCAAUCUAAAUCAAAUACAAUUUUGAGGGGGAGGAUUUGAUUGGAGAUUUUUGCUGGCCUAGGUUUGUUUUUUAAAAUGAAGUGAUCAGUCAUCAUAAGCAUCAUAAUUAACUACGUACUAUGCAGGUACGUUUAAUAGAGUGAAAUAGUAAGAAGUGAUUGUGGUUACCAUGGCAUCGAAAGCCUAGAAGUACCUCCCCCUGUUUGUUUUCAAACGCACGUUCCCCAAGGUAUGUUAAACAAACCCAAACGUUGACCCAUUUGGUUUCCAUUUUUCAUAGCCUUUUUAAUUUUCUGUUUGAAAGUAUCAAUUGCCUGUCCCUGCAGGUCCUCCAGCAGACGGAAGCCUUUUGUGUCCUCCUUCCCCUUUUGAUAUUCAGCUUCACGUAUGUAGAGGUUCUAAUAAUAUGUUUCAAUAAUUCUGUAGGUUAUUGCACUUGGAUGAGGUGUAAAGUCCUGGGCUGUGACAUACAGAAACUCAUUUCUUGGUGGUUAAUUUGCUGUGUUAUUCAGGUUGAUAUUUCUGUUUGUUUUGAUUAUUUUUUUAAUCUACAGUUUUCUUCCAGUUGUACAUACUGUACUGUAACAUCACUUAUCCAUAACCUGUGAUCCAUACAGUACAUGGAUCACGUGUGCGCUGAAGUUAUUAUCGCUUCCUAAACCACGGCGAACCCUCUUUAUACAACGCGUGAAAAACAAACGCAAGGAUUAUACUGCAAACGGGCAAAGGAGAUGUCUUUUACAAGAAUGUUCAUUAUGACAUAACAAUGCUAAUCAUGUCCUCGCAUUACAUAUUUCAUUUUAAUGUCUUAUUUCAUUCCACUACCGGUGAUUUAACAUGAUUUUUUUUUCAUAUUAAAUGUUUUGUCAAACCUGCCGUGUGUGUGUGUGUGUGUGUGUGUGCGUGUGCAUAGAAAUAUGUGUAAUAUAGUUCCAUAUAAAAACAAUUGCUUAAGUAGAGUAUUGGUAUUUUUUUAACAAUGCCUCCCCUUUUCCAUAAAGAGAGGCUCAGUGUGUAGAAGCACAAACAGAAGGAAGUCUGUCCCGAGCGUGGAUGUAGAUGAUGAUGCUGCUGCAGCAUGCCUGCUCGCAUGGACCUGCUAAUGAUCCGGGGGUAACUGGGUGAACAAAGGGGAUGCAGGACAGCGCCCCUGAGGCUUGACUCUGAUUCCUGUGUGUUUGUUCUGGUUCGGCUGUCAUUGUAACUCCAGUCGACAGCUUCAGGCUCUUUUUACAACUCUUUGAGAUAAGCUUUUGUUUUAUACGUCCAGCAGAGAUCAAAUACCUUCUGUGUUUUUAAUAGAGCUCAAAUAUUUCUCUAGUCUAGAUCUCUGGUUUGGGUUCAGUCUCAUCUAGUACAUACAUGCUACACUUCCUGUGGUGGGGCAGAAAGUUUUACCCAAUAGGUUUCUGUGGAUGAUAAAGGCUAGAUUAUAAAGCUUGUAGUGCUGGCAAGUUCUCUGUGAUUAGAAAUUCACAAUGCUGGUGUUUUGUGCUUCCUGAAUGUAGGGGGUUAGGCCAGUAGAACCGUUACUUUCUCACAGCAAGAAAGCUUAUUCCCGGCGUAUCGAUGCGAGAGCAGUGUUCUGAGUGGUGCAUAAUUCAGAUAUACGGGUGAAUGCAUACUGUAUGUAUUGGUUAUAUAUAUGUAAGACAUUUCAAAGGUAAACUUUAACUUGCCAUGUGUAUCUAGUUGAGUUCUGGAAGUCCUUGUAUAAAAAAGGGACAACGGGUUCUCCUUUUUUUAUGACAAUACUGAAAUUGAAAUAUGUGUAAACUAAAUGUUUUUAAAAGAAAUAUAUACUGAGCAUCAGAAGAUACUUCUCACUAUUGUAACACAUUUAAGGUAUAUAAAUGAUGAACAUUGAUAAAAUGUUUUUGGUUUCUUUUUAAUCCCUCGAUCAUUCAUCCUUGACCAUGACAUGCUUUAGUGACUGUGACGGAAGCAUAUGCGCUUAAUCACCUAAUUAGUGAGACCGUUGAUUGGACACUGGAUAUGGAGUGAUUUCAGCUGCUGAAUUGCAAGCUUGAAUACAAGCAAUAAAGAAAAUCACAGAAAAAAAAAACAGUAUGCCACGUCUGUCCAGAGAGCAGCGCCUUCGUGUGAUCGGCAUGUUGGAGGCUGGACUAGGGCAGCGUGCUGUGGCUCGCCGUCUUGGGUGCUCACAGCCAGCAAUUUCAGACCUGGCGAGACGGUAUAACCAGACGCACUCUGUCAAUGACAGAGCCACCAACUGGGAGACCAAGAGUCACAACACCUGCCCAAGAUCGACAGAUCAUUCUGCAGCAUCUUUGUGAUAUCAGUUGUUAAUCAGCCCAAUAAAAAGUCACUGCACCUGCUCUAAAACAGAGUUUGUCAUUUUUUGAUCACAUCUAGUGAAUUUUAUCCAAAUAUAAGAGAUACGUUUCUUUUGAUGCUCAGUAAAGAUUUUGGAAAUCCUGGAUUUUUUUUUUUCUGGUGGAAAGAUGCUCAAAAACAAGAAGAAACGAACAGCUUGGCUGUUUCUCUGACUUUGCAAGUCUCCAUGAAAUCCAUGAAGGUUUGUUUCUGUUGUACUUAAUUAGAUUUUUUUUUUUUUCUUCCACUCAAGAUGUUUAUUAGUUAUUCAUAUAAUAAAGUUGUGUUGUACCCUA